CACCACUCAGAAUCCUCUCGCUCUCGUUUUUUGGCUAUAUCGUUGGCUUCAACUUCUCGACAAGGAUUCAACAACACCAAGCAGUGAAGCAGAAGCCAUAGUAAGAGAAACCGAAACCUCUUUGAUGUUCCCUUCCCUGCUUCUCUCUCUCUCUCUCUCUCUCUGCACUGUGAAAACGUAUCACACAACCAACGACCAUAGCUAAUCCUGCUCAAAUAUUGGGUAGCCUUGAAUUAGAAGCAUAUAAAAAACAAGAAGAAGAAGAAGGACAACAAUAACAAGAAGAUUAUGGGUAUACUGUACGACGAUGUAGUGAUUAUAAGGCAGCCAGAGACAGAAGGCGACCCAACUGUGAUUACUGUGAAUUGCCCUGACAAAACUGGUUUGGGCUGUGAUUUGUGUCGUAUCAUACUCUUCUUUGGUCUGAACAUUGUUAGAGGAGACGUAUCAACCGAUGGGAAAUGGUGCUAUAUAGUUUUCUGGGUGGUUGGGAAACAGAAGACAAGGUGGAGUUUGUUGAAGAAGAGGCUAGUUGCGGCAUGCCCUUCUUGUUCCUCAGCUUCUGGAAUCUCUUAUUACUGUUCUGAUUUGCAGCCACCGAAGCCUUCUGAUGUCUUCCUUUUGAAGUUUUGCUGUCACGAUCGGAAAGGGCUAUUACAUGAUGUUACAAAGGUUCUUUGUGAGCUAGAGCUUACUAUAAAGAAAGUGAAGGUAUCUACCACACCUGAUGGCAAAGUGAUGGAUCUGUUUUUCAUCACAGAUACAAGGGAACUUCUACAUACAAAGAAGAGAAAGGAUGAUACGAUUGAACAGUUAACAGAUAUUUUGGAGGAUACCUUCAUUACUAUUGACAUUGAAUUAGUUGGCACGGAAAUUACCAAUUGUUCCCAAGCAUCUUCAUUCCUUCCAACUGCAAUCACAGAAGAUGUCUUCGAUUUGGAAUUGCCUGAUUUGGUUCGAAGUGGAACUCUCAGAUCAGAUUAUGUUUCUGUCACUAUGGACAACUUGCUUAGUCCUGCUCACACGCUUGUCCAAAUUAUGUGCCAAGACCACAAAGGUCUUCUUUAUGACAUCAUGAGGACUCUGAAGGACUACAACAUUCAGAUUUCUUAUGGACGUUUCUCUACAAAACCUAGAGGAAAAUGUGAGAUUGACUUGUUCAUCAUGCAAGCAGAUGGCAAAAAGAUAGUUGAUCCCAACAAGCAGAAUUCUUUGUCAUCACGCCUUAGAAUGGAACUACUUCGUCCACUCAGAGUAGCUAUUGUGAGUAGGGGCCCUGAUACUGAGCUUCUGGUUGCAAACCCUGUGGAGUUGUCUGGCAAGGGAAGGCCUCUUGUUUUUUAUGAUAUUACUCUUGCUCUCAAAAUGCUUGGCACUUGCAUUUUUUCGGCUGAAAUUGGGAGACACACUAUUGCAGACCACGAGUGCGAGGUUUAUAGAAUCUUGCUUGAUGAAGGGGAGGGGUUGUCUGUUCCAAGGAACAAGAUUGAGGAUGGAGUUUGGAAAAUGCUGAUGGGUUGGGAGUAAUCUGUGGUUUCUGUCAUUACAUUGUAAAUUUUGGGUGAACCUCUAUGUACAGAUAACUUGGUCUGAUAUUAGAUGUAAUUGUGAAAUAUGUAGUGUGCAAAUGAUAAUCUUUGCCACAUUAUAUUUUCUUAGAGCUUUUGUAAUCCUAAUUAAUUGUAUGUAAAUGGAAACCAAAAAAAAAAAAGCAUAUUGAUGA
Molecule: messenger RNA, 1723 nt
Organism: Gastrolobium bilobum
Lineage: Eukaryota; Viridiplantae; Streptophyta; Magnoliopsida; Fabales; Fabaceae
Product: ACT domain-containing protein ACR10-like
Exons: 6
Coding region: 289-1527 (412 amino acids)
Source: RefSeq, a predicted model, not a curated record